AUGAAGGAGCUGAUAUCUGGGAAAGUAGCUGAGGAGGAAAACGUGUAUGCUAGCGCUGUGCUGCAAGAACAAGGUGAUAAAGAAGAGGAGCGAUCCAGGAAGAUUUGUCUUGUCAGUGCAGAUUGCGGAUUUUGUGUCCUUGAGCUCGACGAAGAACCUAAAGAUCCACUGAUAUUAGGGCGAAACUUCCUAUGCACAGCUGGUGCAAUCAUUGAUGUGAAGGGAGGAAUCAUUGAUCUCCAUCUGGGAGAUAUCGUCAUGAGGUUCGAAAUGAACAAACUCCUCAAGAAGCCAAUGUUAGAUGGGCAAACCUAUGUGAUUGAAGAUGGCUCAAACUUGGUGGACGAAGUGAGUGAGGAGAUGCUUCUUGACGACCCUCUGGAGGUAGCUUUGACUAAAGCCGAAGGAGAGUAUGAUUUCUGA
Microthlaspi erraticum is the source of this 423-nucleotide messenger RNA. Lineage: Eukaryota; Viridiplantae; Streptophyta; Magnoliopsida; Brassicales; Brassicaceae. The record is from the annotation of a GenBank genome assembly.